ACUCACAGACACAAAAAUCAAGGAGAGAGAGAGAGAUGAAAUCAAACAAAGUAACAUUUUUCUUGGGCUUGUUCCUUGUAUCUGCCUUUUGUGUUAGGUUGACAGAGAAUAUGUGUUUCAAAGACGACGAUUGCAUAAACCAGGGGGAAUGGUGUCCAGUGCUUCGUGUUUGUUCAUAUGCAGAAUGCAUUUGUCCAUGGGGAACUCGAUCAAAGUUACCAAGUUGUCAAAUCAUAUGUGCGCAUUUAGAUAAAAAAUCUGUCAAUUCUUAUAAUCCUUGUGGUUGCAACUAUAAGUGAAAUAAAAAAAAAUAUAAUAACAAGA
Messenger RNA from Arabidopsis thaliana (thale cress), 324 nucleotides. RefSeq names its product Defensin-like (DEFL) family protein. The record is from RefSeq and is marked reviewed. The transcript has 2 exons. NCBI's taxonomy places the organism in Eukaryota, Viridiplantae, Streptophyta, Magnoliopsida, Brassicales, Brassicaceae. Bases 36 to 299 code for a protein of 87 amino acids. Gene Ontology annotation, cellular component: extracellular region.